CAGCCGCUGAAUUGUUUCUACAAUCACAUUUUUCAUUUUCCCACUAAAUUAUCCAUUUCAUUCUUAGCAUCCCAACAGCAUCAACACAAUCCAAACCCUUAAUUCCCAGUUUUCCACUGUUCCCCGCGCGAACACAAUCACCCGGCCGAUGAAUAGAAGCUUCUCCCUCCGGUAAGGUUGAUUGUUGUUUCACCUUUCCGUUGUUGGUUCAACAAACAGCGAUGGCGAGAUUCGCUCACCCUCUCAGUAUCUUCACACAAUCCCAUUACUGGCGCCCACUUCUGUGUUGCCACUACUUCAAACGUACCCUAACUGCUAGUACUAACUUCUCCUCCCUCACUACAUUAGCUCGAAGGGAUCAAUCACAAGAGGGAGGAACAACCACAGUUAAGCUUUCAACCAAAGCGAGAAGAAAAGCUUUCUAUGAAUCUCCUGAAGGGGUCUUAUUGCGUAAGCUAAACCAGUGCUCAAGGGAGGGAGAUGUUGUUCAAGCCCUUUGCCACUAUGAUGAGGCCAGAAAAUUGGGGGUUGUACUCAACCUUGAUCACUAUAACAAAUUGUUAUACUUAUGUUCUAUUGAAAAUGCUGAUGUUGCCCAAAUGGGUCUCAAAAGGGGGUUUGAGAUAUUUCAGCAGAUGUUGAAUGACCGAGUUCAGCCCAAUGAAGCCACCUUUACCAAUGCUGCCAGGCUUGCUGCUGCCAAGGAAGAUCCUGAUAUGGCUUUUGAAUUGCUAAAGCAGAUGAAGAAUGUUGCUAUUGUUCCCAAGCUAAGAUCGUAUGAACCAGCUUUGUUUGGAUUUUGCAAGAGGGGUGAUGCUGAGAAAGCUUAUCUAGUUGAUGCUGACAUGAUUGAGUCUGGUAUUGUGGCUGAAGAGCCUGAGCUUUCUGCUCUUUUGGAAGUCAGUGUCAAAACAAAGAAGGAAGACAGGGUAUAUGAGAUUUUGCACCGUUUGCGCGCUACUGUGAGACAGGUGUCUGAAACAACUUCACGGAUAGUUCAAGACUGGUUCAACUCAGAAUAUGCUGCAAAAAUUGGAAAGGAGAAGUGGGAUGUGAAUAAAGUGAGGGAAGGGAUUAUUCAGGGAGGUGGAGGAUGGCAUGGUCAAGGGUGGCUUGGGAGUGGGCGAUGGAAAAUGGUGGAGACUCAGGUGAACGAGGAUGGUGUGUGUCUCUCGUGUGGUGAGAAGCUUGUGAGCAUUGAUAUUGAUCCAAAAGAGACCGAAACCUUUGCUGCCUCAUUAUCUAAAUUAGCUUGCCAAAAAGAAGCCAAGGAAAGCUUUGUUCAUUUUCAGAAGUGGCUUGAGCGGCAUGGCCCAUUUGAUGCUGUUGUAGAUGGUGCAAAUGUAGGCCUUUCCAAUGGGCAUAAUUUCAGUUUUUCGAGGCUUAAUACUGUUGUUGAACAAUUACGUCAAAUAAGCCCUUCCAAGAGAUUCCCCCUUGUAAUUUUGCAUGCAAGCCGAGUAUAUGGUGGUCCUGCUCAAAAUCCAAAAAACAGGAGACUUAUAGAAAAUUGGAAAAAAAAUGGUGCUCUUUAUGCUACACCUCAAGGUUCAAAUGAUGACUGGUACUGGUUAUAUGCUGCUGUUAGUUGUAAAUGCUUACUGUUAACAGAUGAUGAGAUGAGGGACCACUUGUUCCAGCUACUUGGUUCUAGUUUUUUCCCGAGAUGGAAGGAAAAGCAUCAGGUUCGAGCAUCAACCUCAACUUCUGGAGGCUCCCUAAUCAUGCCUCCAUGUUAUUCUAUAGUUAUUCAGGAAUCGGCCAAUGGUAGCUGGCACGUGCCAACUAUAACUAGUGAUGAUCCUGAGAUCCCAAGGAAAUGGUUGUGUGCCGCAAGAUCCAAAAACAAUUCAUUGCAUAGUGUAUGGACAUCCUCCUCCAAGUCUGAGUGAUUGCACAUGAGGGAGGCAUAUCUUCAUCUUCUUGGUUUGUUUUCAGUAUUCAUUCCAGUUUUUUGUCAUCUUGAGUUGCAGUUCCAAGCAGCUGUGGUGAACUUAAGGCAUAAGAUAUAGAGCUGCUACCAGUUUCCCUUCUUUAUUCUGUAAUUUAUAUAUAUUUUUGGCUCAAUUGUUUUUCCCUUAGCUUCAGGCUGCCCAAAAAGGAAGAAAGCUUCUCCAUCCUCUUAAAAUAUUUUUAAAUUUUCCUUAAUAGCUCUGCCUGUAUUCAUAAUUCUGGUGGGUGAAGCUGAUUUGUCCCAUGUAUUUUGCUCAAGAUCCUUAGGUCAAGUAGCAUUGAGUUACUUUAGGAACUGAUUCAGUCUAAUACCUACAAUUCAGUUUGCCUCUGUA
Messenger RNA from Vigna angularis (adzuki bean), 2288 nucleotides. Its product is annotated as proteinaceous RNase P 1, chloroplastic/mitochondrial. The transcript has 7 exons. Gene Ontology annotation, molecular function: protein binding; ribonuclease P activity. Gene Ontology annotation, biological process: tRNA 5'-leader removal. NCBI's taxonomy places the organism in Eukaryota, Viridiplantae, Streptophyta, Magnoliopsida, Fabales, Fabaceae. Bases 222 to 1892 code for a protein of 556 amino acids. The record is from RefSeq and is a predicted model, not a curated record.